CACGCGUAACUGUAAUUUAACAGAGUUUCAAAACUUUUCGAACUCGUUUACUGGCUCAUUUAACUCAUGGCCUACGCUACUAAUUCCGCCGCGGCUCCCGUCGCGAAGAAGAAAAGUGCUGGCGCGAAGAAGCCGAAAUCGGCUUCUUCACAUCCACCAUUUCUCGAAAUGAUUUCGGAUGCGAUCGUUACGUUGAAAGAGAAGACAGGAUCGAGCCAAUAUGCGAUCACGAAAUUCAUCGAAGAGAAGCAUAAGCAAUUGCCCUCGAACUUUCGGAAGCUUCUGCUUGUUCAGAUGAAGAAGUUUGUUGCUUCUGGAAAGCUCGUCAAGGUCAAGGCCUCCUACAAGCUCCCUCCGGCCUCCGCCGCAGCUAAGAAGCCAGCCGCCGCGAAGCCUAAAGCUACUUCCUCGACUGCUGCAAAACCGAAGCCGAGGACAGCUAAAGCCACGACGAAACCGAAAGCGAAAACAAAAGUUGCGACGCCUGUGAAGCCUAAGGCGAAAACCACGGUGAAGCCGAAAGCUACUCCCAAGGCUAAAGCUAAACCGGCAGCCAAGCCAGCAAAGGCCGCGAAGACGGCUAAGAAGAGUUCUCCAGGGAAGAAAGUAAAGGCUCCGGCGAAGAAGAAGGCGGCGGUGGCAAAAAAGCCUAGGAGUGUGAAAUCGCCGGCUAAGAAAGCCACGCCAAAGAAGACGAAGAAGUGAGGAACACAAAAAAGAAAUGUCCGUCGGAGGUUCAUUUUGCAGAGGAGGUAGACGCUGUAAAUUUGAUGGUGAAAAAGGGUUAACUCGGGGAACUUUAGAAUGAUAGAUGUGAUUGUUAAUUGUAAAACAGCUUAUCGGUAUUUUUUUUUAGGUUUUUUCCUUUCUUUUUCUUAGUAAUUCAUAAUUAGGUUGUAAUUUGAGCUUUGGUAAUUGAAUGAAAAAUUAUCUGUUGAGUA
Molecule: messenger RNA, 941 nt
Organism: Theobroma cacao (cacao)
Lineage: Eukaryota; Viridiplantae; Streptophyta; Magnoliopsida; Malvales; Malvaceae
Product: histone H1-like
Biological process (GO): nucleosome assembly; chromosome condensation; negative regulation of DNA recombination
Cellular component (GO): nucleus; nucleosome
Molecular function (GO): double-stranded DNA binding; structural constituent of chromatin; nucleosomal DNA binding
Source: RefSeq, a predicted model, not a curated record